This is a messenger RNA of Coregonus sp. 'balchen', 3016 nucleotides long. The record is from the annotation of a GenBank genome assembly. Lineage: Eukaryota; Metazoa; Chordata; Actinopteri; Salmoniformes; Salmonidae.
AAACACUGUCCAAUUGUUUCCUUUCCACAAGAUGGGCACAUCAACAUGAGCACAGCAGCCACCUACAGACCAGGCAGCCACCAGACCAGGCAGCCACCUACAGACCAGGCAGCCACCUACAGACCAGGCAGCCAAGGGACCAUGGAAGAUCCGGACACCCAGGAGGGUCCGCAGGUGUGUGUGCUGUGUGAGUGGGUCAAUAUUAACUCAGUGUGUGGUUGAGUCUUCUUCUUCUUCCUUUUCUUCUUCUUCAGGUGACCCAGUCCACCAUCCUCUACCUCAUCCAAGAAGCCACCAAGUUAGCAACUCCCACCCCACUCCACAACCACUCCAUAGACUUAAAGCCUAGUACACCUAUAUCAAAUGAAGGGUCUAAAAAGGAUCAAGUGUCUGAUCAUAGGCCUUAUCCUCCUCAGCACAAUUCCUCUCUUACGAGCCUUCAUAACCAGCGAAAAGAUGACUUAAAACAACAUAGGAGCCAUACAAACUCAGUCCUGCCCAGCCGUCAUAGUAGCAGCAGUCCAUGGGAGUUGAUGAGUCUGAUCAACAUGCAGUGUGAGAGACUCCUCCAUUCAGACGACCAAGAGGAGGGGGCCUCAGCUAGGGCUCAGUUGGUUCCUAUAGACUCUGACGAUCAUCCUACUGAAGGUGUGGGGUGCAGUAAGAACACAGUCCCUGUCUGCCCCACUCUAGUCAGUACCAGGGGGGAUUUUCCCCAUCCUCAUGUCAGGUCCAGGGGAGAGAUUGGUGAGAUGGGUGGAGGUGGUGAUUGCUCACCCACAAGUCCAGGUACCAAUUCUCAGACAUCACCGGAUGUCAAUGGCAGCUACAACACUAAACCUGGUGUGGGAGAUUCAGAAUCUGAGGUUGUGAUGAACAAAGACACAGGAGUCACGUUUUGUCUUGGCGGUGAUGGAUUGUCUGUGAGUGAAGAAAGCAGAAAGGUCCUCUGUGCCUUAGUCAAAGAAGACAACACACAGAAGGAGGCCCGUCCUGAGGCAAAAUACAAAGUAUCAGUUAAACAUCCAUCUGUAUCAUAUAUAAACCUAUUUGGUCAACCGCUUGACCACAAAGUAGCUACAAUUAAGGAUGCAGCAAGUCUAUCAUCUCCCUCCAUAGACACCAUGACAUGCAUACAUCCAGGCCCAGAAGAGCUGAACCUUGACAUGACCGUGGACUUCAACUCAAACAUAUGUUUCACCUUUGACCCCAAGGAAGACAUGCCACCACCCCCAAACUCCCCUCGUACUAUGUUGCUCAUAUUGAACAGUGAAGCAGGGUCUGUGAGUGUGAACGCAAAGUCAGUUCAAGAUGCCAUUUUUCCAGGCAGCAAAGCAGAGCUCAAUGAACUCUGCAUGGAAGAGGACACAGACAUAAUACAAGAUGCCAGUCUUAUUACAGACUAUCCAUUGGACCUCACCCAAAGCUGCAUGGACAUGGAGGAUGACAUGGACACUCUCCCCCCAGCCCCCCAGUCUCCCUCUCCAUCUAACCCCAUGUGGAGGACCACCAAGGCCCCGAGGAAGCAGCCCAAUCCCAGCCGGAGUGUGGAUGUUGGGGACCCAGACUUCCAGGGAGUGACGUUCCGGAUGCAGACAGAGCUGGACGACAGCAGGGAGCAAUAUCGCCUUCUCAUCACCUCCAGGAAGUACAGGUAUGGUUGAUGUCAGAGUAUGCAUGGCUCUUUCUCCCCAUAACUGAAAGUGCUUAAAAAAUGUACAAAUACAUUUAUUAUAUUAUUUAGAGCUGCCUUAGGUAAUAAAGUAUUAUAUGAAAUUCAAUUUGUAUGUUACACAUUUCCCUAUGCAAUAUAUUGUUGUAAAAUAUCUCACAAUGUUCUCUACAAAUGAACUGCUUUAUAAAGCUGUGUGUGUAUGCCUGCGUGUCUUCUAGUGAAGAGCCCUCUAGUGGUCCGACCCGGAGGUCACCGAGGGCAGGCAGGUCCCGUUCAUCCCAGAGUUCCAUGAGGACCAGCAGCUCUGAAGAGAGCGACCCCUCCUCCAGUGACUAACAAUAUAUACCACUCUUCACCAGGAGGGGGCGCCACUACUGCACAAAACAAUACCAGAUCCAUAGAAAUAGGCCGAACACUACACUCUUAGAAAAAAGGGUUCAUGAGAGGUUAUUUGCAGGGACUGGAUGUUCUAUGUAGAAAUAUUUAUACUCAAGUAAUCCAGGAGGGGGUACCAUUACAACACAAAUCAAACACUUUAACUAGAACCAUAGACAGGUGGAAUACAUUUGAUGAGGGGGAGUUUUAGAGGAGGAAUUUUGGGAAACUGCUGUGUAAACAUCCUAAGACUUUAAUGAGUAACAUAGUGUACAGUGUUAAAGGCAGCAAGAUCAGGUUGUGAUUUGGCACUCACACUCGCUGUGCACCUAAAAGGAAAUAAAAUGAAAGAGAAGCCAUAUACUGAGUCAUUGAAACAUAUAAUUUCAUUAUUCUACAACCUAUUUGGGAGGAUUAUGGCACAAGGCCUAUUUGUUUGUGCUGAUAGUCACUCCUUUCUCCCCAUCAGAGAAUAAGAUCUGUGCCUCCUGCUGCACCAGGAAGACACCCCUGUGGAGAGAUGCUGAGGACGGGACCCCGUUGUGUAACGCCUGUGGAAUAAGGUGAGUCGCAUUAAAUACAGUGCAUUAUCAAGCACAUCGAUACGGCCCAGAGUUUCUCCUGGUCAGGUCACGUGGCCAUGAACUCUGACCCUGUAAUUAUAGUAUAUGGUGACCGUGACGUUGAUGACAUUGAUGGCUUUGAUGACCACAAUAUCACGCAACCCCGUAUGUGAGCUGUGGACAGAAUUAGGACUUGAAGGACAUGUAAGGCCAACAGUCAGUGUAACCUAUAUCCCCUGUUAUUCUCCUCCAUGUCUGCUUACUCCUCAGGUAUAAGAAGUACAAGGUACGCUGCCUGCAGUGUUGGCACAUCCCUAGGAAGGAGGGAAACUCCAACUCAUGCUGCUUCAAAUGUGGAAACUUACUACGGCUGGCUACGUCCCACCGCAAGCACUCCACCUGA